Messenger RNA from Pyrus x bretschneideri (Chinese white pear), 2467 nucleotides. Its product is annotated as serine/threonine protein phosphatase 2A 55 kDa regulatory subunit B beta isoform. Lineage: Eukaryota; Viridiplantae; Streptophyta; Magnoliopsida; Rosales; Rosaceae. Gene Ontology annotation, biological process: peptidyl-serine dephosphorylation. The record is from RefSeq and is a predicted model, not a curated record. Gene Ontology annotation, molecular function: protein phosphatase regulator activity; protein binding. Gene Ontology annotation, cellular component: protein phosphatase type 2A complex; cytosol.
GAGAGAGAGAGAGAAGAGAGAGCGAGAGAGGGAGCUUGUGUACUGGGGACAUAGAAAGAGAGAGGCUUUUUGUUGUUAUUGUGUUGAAAUGGUUGAAUUGGAAAAUACCCAGAAAGCAUUGUGAUUGUUUAUUUCGUUUUUCGGAUGUGGAUUUUGCACUACUGUCUGUGAUCUUGUAAACCGGGAAAGCGAUCUUCGAUACGCUGAUUGGAUUGCUGGAAAUUUUGGGGUUUGGGUAAUUUGGGCCGUUGUUGAUUCGAUUCUGCUUGUGUUUGAGAAAUGAACGUUGGCGAUGAGGUCGUCGCUGCAGCUCCAGGGGGUCCUCCACCGCCUCUGGAGUGGAAAUUCUCUCAGGUCUUCGGCGAGCGUACAGCCGGUGAAGAAGUUCAGGAAGUUGACAUUAUUUCUGCUAUUGAAUUUGAUAAAAGUGGCGACCAUCUUGCUACUGGUGACCGUGGGGGCCGGGUGGUUCUCUUUGAGAGAACAGAUUUGAAAGAUCAUGGUGGCUCCAGAAGGGAUUUGGAGAGGAUGGAUUAUCCAACUAGUAGGCAUCCUGAGUUCCGUUACAAAACAGAGUUUCAGAGCCAUGAACCUGAGUUCGACUAUCUGAAGAGUUUGGAAAUAGAGGAGAAAAUAAACAAAAUCAGAUGGUGCCAAACAGCCAAUGGUGCCUUGUUUCUUCUAUCUACUAAUGAUAAAACAAUUAAGUUUUGGAAGGUCCAAGAAAAGAAGGUGAAGAAAAUUUCAGAAAUGAAUGUGGAUCCUUCAAAAGCUGUAGGAAAUGGCAGUCUUGCUAGUUCAAGUAAUUUGAGUAGCCCUAAAACGUUUCUUGCAAACGGAGGAUGCCCAGACAGAUCAUUCAGUUGUCUGAGCAAUGAUAUUUCAUUUCCACCAGGAGGCAUUCCCUUGUUACGAUUGCCUCAGGUAACUAGCCAUGAGACUAGCCUAGUCGCUAGAUGUCGAAGAGUGUAUGCCCAUGCUCAUGAUUAUCAUAUCAAUUCAAUUUCAAACAACAGUGAUGGUGAAACUUUUAUUUCGGCUGAUGAUCUGCGAAUAAAUCUUUGGAACUUGGAAAUUAGCAAUCAAAGUUUCAAUAUUGUUGAUGUGAAGCCUGCAAACAUGGAAGAUUUAACCGAGGUGAUAACAUCAGCAGAGUUCCACCCUACCCAUUGUAAUACGUUAGCCUACAGCAGUUAAGGCUCCAUUCGACUCAUUGAUUUGCGCCAAUCCGCCUUGUGUGAUUCUCAUGCUAAAUUAUUUGAGGAACCGGAGGCGCCUGGUGCUAGAUCAUUUUUCACAGAGAUUAUUGCUUCAAUAUCGGAUAUUAAGUUCGGAAAGGAAGGAAGAUAUAUACUUAGCCGAGAUUACAUGACUCUUAAGUUAUGGGACAUCAAUAUGGAUUCAGGUCCAGUCCAAACCUUCCAGGUUCAUGAAUAUUUAAGACCUAAGCUGUGUGAUUUAUAUGAGAACGAUUCUAUCUUCGAUAAAUUUGAGUGUUGUCUGAGUGGUGAUGGAUUGCGGGUGGCAACUGGCUCUUACAGCAAUCUAUUCCGUGUAUUUGGUUCUGCCACUGGUAGUACUGAGGCAACAACCUUGGAAGCCAGCAAAAAUCCAAUGAGGCGACAAGUUCAGACUCCUUCUAGGCCUUCCAGGUCCCUGAGCAGUAGUAUAACACGAGUUGUCAGGCGUGGAGCAGAAAGCCCUGGGGUUGAUGCAAAUGGAAAUUGUUAUGAUUUCACAACAAAGUUGCUGCACUUGGCAUGGCAUCCGAACGAGAACUCAAUAGCCUGUGCUGCCGCUAACAGCUUGUACAUGUACUAUGCAUAAACACGGUCCAAGAAGAAACGUACUUUCUUGGCUAGCUUUUUUGGGUUGCUGCUGGAGAAGGUUUCCAUCGCUUUCCCACCAACCAGUCAAUUGGAGGCCACAUUAAUUCUGACACUUCAAGGUGCUUCUUGAACCUGUUGCAUAUGGUUUCAUUCUCAAGGUCCGGAAGUGGCUGUCACAGAAUUCACAAGGAAGAACCAACUUGAUUUUGUUCCUCCGGUGAGCAGCAUCUCCGUUUGUUCCCCCUCCCAACCCCGUUUUCCUUUUUUUUUUUUCCAUUUCUUAUCUUUUUCUCCUGCAUUUUCUUUAAAAGAGAAGAUGUGUGGGGGGUUGUGUCUGGAAAUUUGUGUUGGGUUGAAGUGGGAAGAAAAUGAGAUUGUAGCAGCUCACCUACAACAAAUCUAAAAAGGAUGUUCAAUAUUUGCCAUUAGGUUUUAAUUCUUACUGAAACAAUCAUGGUGGGAUUAGAGGUGUUGAAACUUGUAGUUCAUUUUUUUAUUGAUUCUUUGUCAUGCUUGAAAUUUCAUUAAGAAUGUUUAUUGUUUUUGUUGUAGCUUUCCAACUUUCUGUAAACUAAAGCAAAGCAAAUAAUUGCUGUAGCCUUCUCUUUGGAAAUGCAUGAGCCUCGUUCCCCUUUUUU